Zingiber officinale is the source of this 1026-nucleotide messenger RNA. Its product is annotated as expansin-like A1. NCBI's taxonomy places the organism in Eukaryota, Viridiplantae, Streptophyta, Magnoliopsida, Zingiberales, Zingiberaceae. The transcript has 5 exons. The record is from RefSeq and is a predicted model, not a curated record. The coding region runs from base 28 to 774 and encodes 248 amino acids. Gene Ontology annotation, cellular component: extracellular region.
CGAAGGGCGACCUUUGAAGCCACAGACAUGGCUUCUCAUUCCAUCUUCUUCCUGUUUCUUCUCUUCCUUCUGUCUUCCUCUGCCACGGCCCUUCAUGCUCGAGCUAGCCACUCGUCGUCCUUAUCCGAUCCCUCUGCCGGAUCAUGUGGAUACGGCCCCAUGGCGUUGGGCUUCAGUGGCGGCUGCUACGUUGCUGCUGCAAGCUCUGCUCUUUACAGAGGCGGCGUUGCCUGUGGAGCAUGCUUCCAGGUGAGAUGCAAGAACAUGAAGAUUUGCAGGAGUGAAGGUGUUAAGGUGAUCCUCACCGAUCUGCAUGGCCUGAAUGACACGGAAUGGGUCGUCAGUAGGCCUGCUUAUUCGGCCAUGGCGCGGCCGGGGAUGGCCAAAGAGCUGAGGGGACUUGGCGUUGUGGAUGUGGAAUACGAGAGUGACAGGAAUUUGUCCAUCAGAGUGGAAGAGAAGAGCAGAAGGCCUGAUCGUCUGGCCUUCAAAUUCUUGUAUCAGGGGGGCCAGACUGACAUUGUAGCAGUGGAGGUAGCAAAGGUUGGGUCAUCGAAUUGGCAAUUCAUGAACCGGGUCAACGGACCGGUUUGGAGCACGGACCGGGCGCCGGCAGGGCCAUUGCAGGUUAGGCUCGUGGUCACGGGCGGUUACGAUGGGAAGUGGGUUUGGUCGCAGAAGGAGGUCUUGCCGGCCGAAUGGAGAACUGGUUCCGUUUAUGAUUUGGGGGUUCAGAUUACUGACACUGCUAAGGAGGCUAGCUCAAGCUCCUAGUCUUAGACCUACAAAUGCUAACCUAAUGGAAAGUUCCAUUGUGCAUAGAAAUGUUCAGAACCCCAAUUCAAGGGGUUUGUUAGAUUUAAAAACAGAGAUUGAAUCCAUGGAAGCCAUCCAUUUUAGUCAGUGAAUGAGAUAAGAUGAUCACCUAAUGCUUCUUAACAGAAUCAUUAAAUAUAACAAAAGCAUCAGCAAAGAUUGAGAGCAGUGGCCAACUUUUGGUCCUCUGCUUGAUUUGAUCGGGAUGUG